AUGCCUCUCUUUGUGCUCUCGCCUGCCUCUCUUGUCCACUCGGCUAUUUUCGCGGGAUACUACUCGUACCUUUCUACGAAAACGGCUAUCCGUCGCCACGUAACCGGCAAGGACAACACUGCUCUUUCGGAGAAGGAUGAUGCUGUGUACCGUGCGUCGCGCGUCCAUGGCAACUUCGCAGAGUACACGCCCUUCACGAUCACUCUCUUGUUUCUUGCUGAGCUCAACGGUGCACCAACUGCCUGGGUCCAUGCGGCUUACUCGACACUCUUUGUGGCUCGUGUAGCUCACAGCUUCGCUUUGACUCGCCCCCACACCAAGUUCUCCAAACCGAUGCGUGCCAUUGGCUUCUUUGGUACGAUUGCUGUGAUCCUUGGUGCUGGCUUGUACAACUUGGGCCUGGGCUAUGAGCCGCUCAAGUCCUUCCUGGGCAUUCAGUAA
Molecule: messenger RNA, 441 nt
Organism: Malassezia restricta
Lineage: Eukaryota; Fungi; Basidiomycota; Malasseziomycetes; Malasseziales; Malasseziaceae
Product: MAPEG family protein
Exons: 1
Coding region: 1-441 (146 amino acids)
Cellular component (GO): membrane
Source: RefSeq, a predicted model, not a curated record